CCGAAAACUCAGUUUUUGCGUUUCCGUGUGGGCGAGGAAUACGGAGUUCGUCACGAAACGUCAAAGUUGAUAAAACCCUAAGGAGAGGGAGGAGUCAGGAGGAGGGGACAUAAGAACGAGAAGUGAGAAGUUCCUGGUUUGCAAGUAAAAAAGAAAAGAAGCAACAUUAACCCAUCAGUGGCUCAAGAUGAAGGUCUAUCACCUUUUGAUCUGCUUCAUCCUCCUGAAUCUUCAGGAUGGAAUCACUUGUCUUGCCAAUCCAGAAACUCCCAACCAUACAGAAAUGGAAGGACGAAACACCACAGAAGUGAACUCAACAGAUCUGGGCUUUGGCUUAUCCACACCUACUUCAAGACCGCAGACCUCUCCAUCCGUUCCGGUUAAUGUCACUGGUACAACAGCAGUGGACAACAGCACAGCAGUUGAGGGGGAGGUCCGCCUGGUAAACAACAGUUACGGCUCCUGCUCUGGCAGGGUGGAGAUCUUCCACAGAGGCCAGUGGGGGACAGUGUGUGAUGAUUCUUGGGGCCUGGAAGAUGCUCAGGUGGUAUGUAGGCAACUGGGCUGUGGUAGGGUCCUGUCCAUACCAACUAAUACACAAUUUGGUGCAGGCAGAGGGCCCAUCUGGAUGGAUGAUGUGACAUGCACAGGCUGGGAAUCCAACCUGUUUGAGUGUCGCCACUCAGGGUUUGGAUCUCACAACUGCGGCCACAGUGAAGACUCCGGUGUCAUAUGUGAAGACCCUGGAUUUCCUUAUUCCACACCUGCUUCAAUACCACAGACCUCUCCAGCUUUUCAGGUUAAUGUCACUGGUUCAACAGCAGUGGACAACAGCACAGCAGUUGAGUGGGCGGUCCGCCUGGUAAAUAGGGCUUACGGCUCCUGCUCUGGCAGGGUGGAGAUCUUCCACAGAGGCCAGUGGGGGACAGUGUGUGAUGAUUCUUGGGGUCUGGAGGAUGCUCAGGUGGUAUGUAGGCAGCUGGGCUGUGGUAGGGUCCUCUCAGCAUCAACUAAUGCACGAUUUGGACAAGGCAGAGGACCCAUCUGGAUGGAUGAUGUGUCAUGCACAGGCCGGGAAUCCAACCUGUUUGAGUGUCGCCACUCAGGGUUUGGAUCUCACAACUGCGGCCACAGUGAAGAUGCUGGUGUCAUCUGUGAAGAAUCUCAAGGGAAUGUCCGCUUGGUUAAUGGAGGACAUGGCUCCUGCUCUGGCAGGGUGGAGAUCUUCCACAGAGGCCAGUGGGGGACAGUGUGUGAUGAUUCUUGGGGCCUGGAGGAUGCUCAGGUGGUAUGUAGGCAACUGGGCUGUGGUGGGGUCCUCUCCAUACCAACUAAUACACAAUUUGGACAGGGCACAGGACCCAUCUGGAUGGAUGAUGUGACAUGCACAGGCUGGGAAUCCAACCUGUUUGAGUGUCGCCACCCAGGGUUUGGAUAUCACAACUGUGGCCACAAUGAAGACGCCGGUGUCAUAUGUGAAGACCCUGGAUUUCCUUAUUCCACACCUGCUUCAAUACCACAGACCUCUCCAGCUUUUCAGGUUAAUGUCACUGGUUCAACAGCAGUGGACAACAGCACAGCAGUUGAGUGGGCGGUCCGCCUGGUAAAUAGGGCUUACGGCUCCUGCUCUGGCAGGGUGGAGAUCUUCCACAGAGGCCAGUGGGGGACAGUGUGUGAUGAUUCUUGGGGUCUGGAGGAUGCUCAGGUGGUAUGUAGGCAGCUGGGCUGUGGUAGGGUCCUCUCAGCAUCAACUAAUGCACGAUUUGGACAAGGCAGAGGACCCAUCUGGAUGGAUGAUGUGUCAUGCACAGGCCGGGAAUCCAACCUGUUUGAGUGUCGCCACUCAGGGUUUGGAUCUCACAACUGCGGCCACAGUGAAGAUGCUGGUGUCAUCUGUGAAGAAUCUCAAGGGAAUGUCCGCUUGGUUAAUGGAGGACAUGGCUCCUGCUCUGGCAGGGUGGAGAUCUUCCACAGAGGCCAGUGGGGGACAGUGUGUGAUGAUUCUUGGGGCCUGGAGGAUGCUCAGGUGGUAUGUAGGCAGCUGGGCUGUGGUAGGGUCCUCUCUGCACCAACUAAUGCAAAAUUUGGAGCGGGCAGAGGAUCCAUCUGGAUGGAUGAUGUGCGAUGCACAGGCUGGGAAUCCAACCUGUUUGAGUGUCGCCACUCAGGGUUUGGAUCUCACGACUGCAGCCACAGUGAAGAUGCUGGUGUCAUCUGUGAAGACCCUGGAUUUCCUUAUUCCACACCUGCUUCAAUACCACAGACCUCUCCAGCUUUUCAGGUUAAUGUCACUGGUUCAACAGCAGUGGACAACAGCACAGCAGUUGAGUGGGCGGUCCGCCUGGUAAAUAGGGCUUACGGUUCCUGCUCUGGCAGGGUGGAGAUCUUCCACAGAGGCCAGUGGGGGACAGUGUGUGAUGAUUCUUGGGGCCUGGAGGAUGCUCAGGUGGUAUGUAGGCAACUGGGCUGUGGUGGGGUCCUCUCAGCAUCAACUAAUGCACGAUUUGGACAAGGCAGAGGACCCAUCUGGAUGGAUGAUGUGUCAUGCACAGGCAGGGAAUCCAACCUGUUUGAGUGUCGCCACUCAGGGUUUGGAUCUCACAACUGCGGCCACAGUGAAGAUGCUGGUGUCAUCUGUGAAGAAUCUCAAGGGAAUGUUCGCUUGGUUAAUGGAGGACAUGGCUCCUGCUCUGGCAGGGUGGAGAUCUUCCACAGAGGCCAGUGGGGGACAGUGUGUGAUGAUUCUUGGGGCCUGGAGGAUGCUCAGGUGGUAUGUAGGCAGCUGGGCUGUGGUAGGGUCCUCUCUGCACCAACUAAUGCAAAAUUUGGAGCGGGCAGAGGGCCCAUCUGGAUGGAUGAUGUGAGAUGCACAGGCCGGGAAUCCAACCUGUUUGAGUGUCGCCACUCAGGGUUUGGAUCUCACGACUGCGGCCACAGUGAAGAUGCUGGUGUCAUCUGUGAAGACCCUGGAUUUCCUUAUUCCACACCUGCUUCAAGAACACAGACCUCUCCAGCUUUUCAGGUUAAUGUCACUGGUUCAACAGCAGUGGACAACAGCACAGGAGUUGAGGGGGAGGUCCGCCUGGUAAACAACAGUUACGGCUCCUGCUCUGGCAGGGUGGAGAUCUUCCACAGAGGCCAGUGGGGGACAGUGUGUGAUGAUUCUUGGGGCCUGGAGGAUGCUCAGGUGGUAUGUAGGCAACUGGGCUGUGGUAGGGUCCUCUCCAUACCAACUAAUACACAAUUUGGACAGGGCACAGGACCCAUCUGGAUGGAUGAUGUGACAUGCACAGGCUGGGAAUCCAACCUGUUUGAGUGUCGCCACUCAGGGUUUGGAUCUCACAACUGUGGCCACAAUGAAGACGCCGGUGUCAUAUGUGAAGACCCUGGAUUUCCUUAUUCCACACCUGCUUCAAUACCACAGACCUCUCCAGCUUUUCAGGUUAAUGUCACUGGUUCAACAGCAGUGGACAACAGCACAGCAGUUGAGUGGGCGGUCCGCCUGGUAAAUAGGGCUUACGGCUCCUGCUCUGGCAGGGUGGAGAUCUUCCACAGAGGCCAGUGGGGGACAGUGUGUGAUGAUUCUUGGGGCCUGGAGGAUGCUCAGGUGGUAUGUAGGCAACUGGGCUGUGGUGGGGUCCUCUCAGCAUCAACUAAUGCACGAUUUGGACAAGGCAGAGGACCCAUCUGGAUGGAUGAUGUGUCAUGCACAGGCAGGGAAUCCAACCUGUUUGAGUGUCGCCACUCAGGGUUUGGAUCUCACAACUGCGGCCACAGUGAAGAUGCUGGUGUCAUCUGUGAAGAAUCUCAAGGGAAUGUCCGCUUGGUUAAUGGAGGACAUGGCUCCUGCUCUGGCAGGGUGGAGAUCUUCCACAGUGGGCAGUGGGGGACAGUGUGUGAUGAUUCUUGGGGUCUGGAGGAUGCUCAGGUGGUAUGUAGGCAGCUGGGCUGUGGUAGGGUCCUCUCUGCACCAACUAAUGCAAAAUUUGGAGCGGGCAGAGGAUCCAUCUGGAUGGAUGAUGUGCGAUGCACAGGCUGGGAAUCCAACCUGUUUGAGUGUCGCCACUCAGGGUUUGGAUCUCACGACUGCAGCCACAGUGAAGAUGCUGGUGUCAUCUGUGAAGAAGUGAACUCAACAGACCUGGGCUUUGGUUUAUCCACACCUACUUCAAGACCGCAGACCUCUCCAUCCGUUCCGGUUAAUGUCACUGGUACAACAGCAGUGGACAACAGCACAGGAGUUGAGGGGGAGGUCCGCCUGGUAAAUAGGGGUUACGGCUCCUGCUCUGGCAGGGUGGAGAUCUUCCACAGAGGCCAGUGGGGGACAGUGUGUGAUGAUUCUUGGGGCCUGGAGGAUGCUCAAGUGGUGUGUAGGCAGCUGGGCUGUGGUAGGGUCCUGUCCAUACCAACUAAUACACUAAUUGGACAAGGCACAGGGCCCAUCUGGAUGGAUGAUGUGUCAUGCACAGGCCGGGAAUCCAAGCUUUCUGAGUGUCGUCACUCAGGGUUUGGAUCUCACAACUGCGGCCACAAUGAAGAUGCUGGUGUCAUCUGUCAAGACCCUGGAUUUCCUUAUUCCACACCUGCUUCAAUACCACAGACCUCUCCAGCUUUUCAAGUUAAUGUCACUGGUUCAACAACAGUGGACAACAGCACAGCAGUUGAGUGGGCGGUCCGCCUGGUAAAUAGGGCUUACGGCUCCUGCUCUGGCAGGGUGGAGAUCUUCCACAGAGGCCAGUGGGGGACAGUGUGUGAUGAUUCUUGGGACCUGGGGGAUGCUCAGGUGGUAUGUAGGCAGCUGGGCUGUGGUGGGGUCCUCUUAGCACCAACUAAUGCACGAUUUGGACAAGGCACAGGGCCCAUCUGGAUGGAUGAUGUGAGAUGCACAGGCCGGGAAUCCAACCUGUUUGAGUGUCGCCACUCAGGGUUUGGAUCUCACAACUGCGGCCACAGUGAAGAUGCUGGUGUCAUCUGUCAAGAAUCUCAAGGGAAUGUUCGCUUAGUUAAUGGAGGACAUGGCUCCUGCUCUGGCAGGGUGGAGAUCCUCCACAGUGGGCAGUGGGGGACAGUGUGUGAUGAUUCUUGGGGCCUGGAGGAUGCUCAGGUGGUAUGUAGGCAGCUGGGCUGUGGUAGGGUCCUCUCUGCACCAACUAAUGCACGAUUUGGAGCAGGCACAGGAUCCAUCUGGAUGGAUGAGGUUGCAUGCACAGGCAGGGAAUCCAAGCUUUCUGAGUGUCGCCACUCAGGGUUUGGAUCUCACAACUGCGGCCACAGUGAAGAUGCUGGUGUCAUCUGUGAAGACCCUGGAUUUCCUUAUUCCACACCUGCUUCAAUACCACAGACCUCUCCAGCUUUUCAGGUUAAUGUCACUGGUUCAACAACAGUGGACAACAGCACAGCAGUUGAGUGGGCGGUCCGCCUGGUAAAUAGGGGUUACAGCUCCUGCUCUGGCAGGGUGGAGAUCUUCCACAGAGGCCAGUGGGGGACAGUGUGUGAUGAUUCUUGGGGCCUGGAGGAUGCUCAGGUGGUAUGUAGGCAGCUGGGCUGUGGUAGGGUCCUCUCAGCAUCAACUAAUGCACCAUUUGGACAAGGCACAGGGCCCAUCUGGAUGGAUGAUGUGUCAUGCACAGGCCGGGAAUCCAACCUGUUUGAGUGUCGUCACUCAGGGUUUGGAUCUCACAACUGCGGCCACAGUGAAGAUGCUGGUGUCAUCUGUGAAGAAUCUCAAGGGAAUGUCCGCUUAGUUAAUGGAGGACAUGGCUCCUGCUCUGGCAGGGUGGAGAUCCUCCACAGUGGGCAGUGGGGGACAGUGUGUGAUGAUUCUUGGGGCCUGGAGGAUGCUCAGGUGGUAUGUAGGCAGCUGGGCUGUGGUAGGGUCCUCUCUGCACCAACUAAUGCAAAAUUUGGAGCGGGCAGAGGAUCCAUCUGGAUGGAUGAUGUGUCAUGCACAGGCCGGGAAUCCAAGCUUUCUGAGUGUCGUCACUCAGGGUUUGGAUCUCACAACUGCGGCCACAAUGAAGAUGCUGGUGUCAUCUGUCAAGAAACUCAAGGGAAUGUUCGCUUGGUUAAUGGAGGACAUGGCUCCUGCUCUGGCAGGGUGGAGAUCUUCCACAGAGGCCAGUGGGGGACAGUGUGUGAUGAUUCUUGGGACCUGGGGGAUGCUCAGGUGGUAUGUAGGCAGCUGGGCUGUGGUGGGGUCCUCUUAGCACCAACUAAUGCACGAUUUGGACAAGGCACAGGGCCCAUCUGGAUGGAUGAUGUGAGAUGCACAGGCCGGGAAUCCAACCUGUUUGAGUGUCGCCACUCAGGGUUUGGAUCUCACAACUGCGGCCACAGUGAAGAUGCUGGUGUCAUCUGUCAAGAAUCUCAAGGGAAUGUUCGCUUAGUUAAUGGAGGACAUGGCUCCUGCUCUGGCAGGGUGGAGAUCCUCCACAGUGGGCAGUGGGGGACAGUGUGUGAUGAUUCUUGGGGCCUGGAGGAUGCUCAGGUGGUAUGUAGGCAGCUGGGCUGUGGUAGGGUCCUCUCUGCACCAACUAAUGCACGAUUUGGAGCAGGCACAGGAUCCAUCUGGAUGGAUGAGGUUGCAUGCACAGGCAGGGAAUCCAAGCUUUCUGAGUGUCGCCACUCAGGGUUUGGAUCUCACAACUGCGGCCACAGUGAAGAUGCUGGUGUCAUCUGUGAAGACCCUGGAUUUCCUUAUUCCACACCUGCUUCAAUACCACAGACCUCUCCAGCUUUUCAGGUUAAUGUCACUGGUUCAACAACAGUGGACAACAGCACAGCAGUUGAGUGGGCGGUCCGCCUGGUAAAUAGGGGUUACAGCUCCUGCUCUGGCAGGGUGGAGAUCUUCCACAGAGGCCAGUGGGGGACAGUGUGUGAUGAUUCUUGGGGCCUGGAGGAUGCUCAGGUGGUAUGUAGGCAGCUGGGCUGUGGUAGGGUCCUCUCAGCAUCAACUAAUGCACCAUUUGGACAAGGCACAGGGCCCAUCUGGAUGGAUGAUGUGUCAUGCACAGGCCGGGAAUCCAACCUGUUUGAGUGUCGCCACUCAGGGUUUGGAUCUCACAACUGCGGCCACAGUGAAGAUGCUGGUGUCAUCUGUGAAGAAUCUCAAGGGAAUGUCCGCUUAGUUAAUGGAGGACAUGGCUCCUGCUCUGGCAGGGUGGAGAUCUUCCACAGUGGGCAGUGGGGGACAGUGUGUGAUGAUUCUUGGGGCCUGGAGGAUGCUCAGGUGGUAUGUAGGCAGCUGGGCUGUGGUAGGGUCCUCUCUGCACCAACUAAUGCAAAAUUUGGAGCGGGCAGAGGAUCCAUUUGGUUGGACCAGGUGACAUGCACAGGCUGGGAAUCCAACCUGUUUGAGUGUCGCCACUCAGGGUUUGGAUCUCACGACUGCAGCCACAGUGAAGAUGCUGGUGUCAUCUGUGAAGACCCUGGAUUUCCUUAUUCCACACCUGCUUCAAGAACACAGACCUCUCCAGCUAAUCAACUAAAUGUCACUGGUUCAACAGCAGUGGACAACAGCACAGCAGUUGAGGGGGCGGUCCGCUUGGUAAAUAGCAGUUACGGCUCCUGCUCUGGGAGGGUGGAGAUCUUCCACAGAGGCCAGUGGGGGACAGUGUGUGAUGAUUCUUGGGGCCUGGAGGAUGCUCAAGUGGUAUGUAGGCAGCUGGGCUGUGGUAGGGUCCUCUCCAUACCAACUAAUACACAAUUUGGACAAGGCACAGGACCCAUCUGGAUGGAUGAUGUGGCAUGCAUUGGAAGAGAAGCCAACUUGCCUGAGUGUCAACACUCAGGGUUUGGAUCUCACAACUGCAGCCACAAAGAAGAUGCUGGUGUCAUCUGUGAAGUCUCUCAUACAGGUUUCUCUCCGCUUUUGGUUAUUGUAUCUGUGGUAGUGGCGGUUCUUCUGUUGCUUGUUGUUCUUUUGCUCAUCUACAAAAAGACGGCAACGGGCUAUCGUGGUUUCUCUAGUUAUAGAAGAAACUCAACCCAAAGCCAAACUGAGAUUGCUCUUACUGAAAAAUAUUCUACAGUCUCCACAUGUGAAGUCUCGACCUACUAGAGCGUUGAUCCAGCCAGCAGGAACCAGGACCAAACCUACUGUACUCUACUGUCACACACACGAAAUAGCAAAUUCUCCUGCAUUCCUUCAGAUGAAUAGAAAUGUGUUUGGGGGUUUCAUGUCUUAUCUAGAACCGUGGUCAAUUGUUCUGUAAGAACUAACUAUGUCACUUUCCUUGCCCUUACUAGGCCAGACCAGUAACACUGACACUGGCCAGUCAGGAACAUAAAACAUACAUAAAAGCAAGGAUGAGUUGACUCAGAAUCCAUUUGUUAGACUUGUCAUUGUUAUCCUCUCCACAGCAUUAUUAAUGGCCAUCAAUAGUGGCCUGCACAGAAAAGUACAUGGAUGGAUGGCCACAAUAAGAGAUAAGAAUAAACUUUAUUAUCCCACAUGCGAAAUUUAAUUUGGACAAACAGGCAAAUUUUAAGGGUUUUGGGCCUGCACGUGUGGACGAACAAUCAAACGCAGAACUAAAAUCAACAAACAGAAUCUGAUCAUAAGCUUUUGGAUCUUCUGAAUGCUUCCUUUAUUAAAUGAAUGACAUUUAUCAUGGCAUCCUUAGCACUGCAACCCUCCCUGUUUACAAACUGAAGCGGGUCUAGACUUGAAGAUAUCUUUGGUUUGAUUAUUUCACAAUAACUUUCUUAAAACACUUCAUCACUAUACAUGUUAGUGCAACAGCCCUAAAGUCCUUGUUCUCAAUAGGACGUGUUACAGACAUGUUGCCUCUGGUGUAAGAAUGAUUUUAGAUAUUCACCAUAACUUGCAAACUGCGUGACGUUUGGAAAAAAGGGCACCAUGCAUCGGUUAAUUCACCGAGGAGUGUUUCAAUAAAGAAGCAGACAGGCCAUCAGUCACAAUCAUUUCUGAAAACCAACUGAAAUGGCUUCAAAUUAAUUUUCACACUAUCAGAAUCACCACGAACUAAGUCUCUACUUUUUAUUGAUGCAAUCUUUAACUUUUUUAGUGACAUGUGGUUUAAUAUUUGGGAAAUUAAUAGCCUCCUUUUUCAGGAUUACACUGUUAUUACAACAAUUUAUAUAGUCUUAUUGUUGGAUCUGUAGUGUCAUCUAACACCAUGAACUCCAGUAUGUGCAUAUGAAACAACCCAUCAAAGUCCCUACACUGUCCUGAGUCCACUGCAACACAGUUCUGUGUAGGCUUGUUGGAUUUUAGCACAGAUUUAUACAGUAUAUUGCAUACCUGCUCCUCAACAUAAGAACAUAAGAAAGGUCAGUGGUAGACUCUCUCUAUCACCCUUCAUUCUUAUUGUGAGUAUAAUUCAUUUGCUAAAAAGGGAUAAAAUACACAGUUUACUGAUUAUACUUUAUUCUUGUAAAUGCUUCAUGCUAAUCAUCCAAUAAUAUCAUUAAAGGAAAUUAAUCUGUCGUGCUGAAAGCAAUGAUAACUUAAAGCCUAUACUAAAAAGAGAAAGGUUCUUCACCCUCAAUACACAUGAAGCUUUCUUCAGCACAGCCUGUUAAGCAGGCUUUCUCAUUAAGUAGGCUUCAUCUCUACCUCUCCUGUGUUUUACAGAUGGCUGUAAGCACUCACCGUUGUACCUCUCUCCUGACCUCCUCCAUACAUACAAAACUUCAGUUGGUUUCAUCAUGUUGGUUUUUGUGUAAACUGUCUUUUCAAGCCUUUUCAAGCAGGCUCCCUUCCUUAGGAAUGGCUUCUCGACUGCCACCCUUCCACCCUGCCUUCUCUUUUUUUGUUGAAACAUGUUAUUUUUCAUAGUUUUUUAAGACACGUGGCAUAUUUCAGAUAAUAGUUCUUUAGGAAUCACCUUGUUGGUACAAAAUUUCUCUUUUACAUCUGUCAAACUGUGCUUUCGUUGGCAUUUUUUGUACAUUCACCUAAGUAAAUGGGAACAAAUGAUGUGUUUUGUGACUGGCCGCUAGUAACAAAGUUCCUGGAGAUGCAAUUUAAAAUUGGUUCUUCACUAGGUCAUCUGUUAUGUAGAGACACAAUAGUGGUUCAUCCCUUGACUUCGGAGCAUUUUUACGUUUGAAUAAUUCAUAGAUCAGUCCUAAGUGGCUUAACUAACAAAAAUACCUCACUACUUUAAAAGCAGUCAGAUAUUGAAACUGUGGCAUCAAGACAGACACAAGGAUACCUUCACUAUCCAAGCGAUUCUGGAAGAAAUUUGAUGGGAAUAAAAACAGGGACUCUAACAAGAGCUGUAUGUUAUCCAUGUGAUAUCCUUUGAGUUUGUUUUUAUUUGUCACGCUGACAGUGUUUUGAUUGUGUAUACCGUCUAGAUGUACAUGUGUUUUUGAAUGUGACUGGCACAUACGUGUGUGACUUUACUGCAUUUUCUUAUCUUCAUCAAUAAAUUAAACAAAAUAUGAAAAUGAAAUGAAAAGAAAAACAGGUGACACUGUGUGAUGCUCAGGAUAUGUGUUUAUUUGUGUUUAUUUCCAAAUCAUAUUUUUUAACACAUUCAGUGAUGUCAUCGAGGCUUGACAUUCUGGUGGAGGUGACAUCACCGGAGGGGAUGUGACAUUCAGAUGUUACACGAUGCGUUGAUGGCAAAAUCUUUUCCUAGAAAAGAAAGAAAAGAUUUAAAGUUGCUUUUUAAUUUUUGUUUUUCUUCCUUAGCCUCAGUUCUUUAUAUUAUUUUACAUUUUGCUUCUUGUUUUGAUUGACAUGCAAUGGAUGAGUAUAAUUUUUGUAAUUUUGAAGCCUUAGCUUAAACCUGAACUCAUUUAUUUUACUUAUUGCCCCCUGAAUGUCUCCUGAAUGUUCCCUCUGUCUCAUUCAUGUGUUUGUGUUUCAUUGCCAGUUGUAUUUUGUAUAUCUCCUGCUCUACUUUGAAGUAAACUUUUCUUGAAUAUCUUGAAGUUGAAGUUUUGCUGCCUUCCUCUCUGCUUUUUUUCCACACUCUUAUAACCUUACCUUACUCUGUUCUCCAUUAAUUUCUCCAUUCAAGUCCAUUUUCAGUAUUUAUUUUAAUGUUUCAAUGUCUCCUUGAUUUAGUAUUGGUUGCUCAUUGCCUUUUUUUUUAGUUAUGUCUUUAUUCGGGUUUUGAUAAGCUCCUGUUUGGUUCUCCUCAGCUGUGUUAAUUACAUGCACCCAUUUCUUGUUGCUCAGUGGUGUCUAAUUCCCACUUAACCCUGUGUUUACAUAUCCUCCUAUUUGUCCUUUGUCAAUUGACUAGACUUUUGAAAAAAAAAAGUACACCUGUAUUUUUUUAAACAACUAAUUUAAACAAAUCCAGGUGCUGGUUUAGCUCAGUGGGUGAGCAGGCGAGCAUAUGCCGUAUGGCUGGAGAGCAGUGGGUCUGGGUUUGCAUCUCUUCUCCUCUUUCUGUCCCUGCUUUCCUGUCUAUCUACACUGUCUCUAUCCACUAAAGGCAAAAAACCUGAAUCUUUUGUGAAUCUUCAAAUCAGCUAUUAAAGUUCAUUUUUUGUCAAAUUA
Messenger RNA from Oreochromis niloticus (Nile tilapia), 11485 nucleotides. Its product is annotated as deleted in malignant brain tumors 1 protein. NCBI's taxonomy places the organism in Eukaryota, Metazoa, Chordata, Actinopteri, Cichliformes, Cichlidae. The record is from RefSeq and is a predicted model, not a curated record. The transcript is spliced from 28 exons. Bases 188 to 8059 code for a protein of 2623 amino acids. Gene Ontology annotation, cellular component: membrane.